Messenger RNA from Rosa chinensis, 913 nucleotides. Its product is annotated as homeobox-leucine zipper protein ATHB-40. NCBI's taxonomy places the organism in Eukaryota, Viridiplantae, Streptophyta, Magnoliopsida, Rosales, Rosaceae. Gene Ontology annotation, cellular component: nucleus. Gene Ontology annotation, biological process: positive regulation of DNA-templated transcription. The record is from RefSeq and is a predicted model, not a curated record. Gene Ontology annotation, molecular function: DNA-binding transcription factor activity, RNA polymerase II-specific; sequence-specific DNA binding. The transcript is spliced from 3 exons. Bases 111 to 758 code for a protein of 215 amino acids.
GUCCCCCCCAAGCCAUUGAGCCUCAUCUGUUUUUGAGAGAAAGUGAGAGGUACAGAAAGAGAGAGUUGGAACUUGGAAGAGAAAGACAGAGUGAGAGAGAGUAACUGACCAUGACAACAACAACCCCCAUUAACCACCAAGUUGAUCAAGAUCAUAUGCUACUCAUCUCUCAGUUGUACCCUGAUGUUUACACCCAAAUUGUACCCCCGCAAGGAGCAGCGACUAAACCGCGACGCCGCCGUAAGAAGAGCAAGAGCGGAGAAGCUGGUGGAGCCGGAGCCAAGAAGAGGAAGCUCACUGAGGAACAAGUGACUCUUCUAGAGCUCAAUUUCGGCAACGAGCAUAAACUGGAGUCUGAGAAGAAGGACCGGCUCGCUUCCGAGCUUGGACUCGACCCUCGUCAAGUGGCUGUUUGGUUUCAGAACCGAAGGGCUCGAUGGAAGAACAAGAAGCUGGAGGAAGAGUACUCUAUCUUGAAGAAGGAUCAUGAAAACGUCGUCCUUGAGAAAUGCAAGCUUGAAUCCGAGAUGGAAAAGCUGAAGGAGCAACUCUCGGAGGCGGAGAAGGAGAUCCACAGGCUGUCAGAGCGUGCUGAAGGCGGUGGUUCGAGCAACAGCCCGAGCUCCUCGCUGUCGAUGGAAGCGAAUAUUGAUCCUCCUUUUUUCGGAGAAUUUGGGGUGGAGGAGUAUGAUGGUGUUUUCUACAUGCCCCAAAACAACUACAUUAAUGGCAUGGAAUGGAUGAACCAGUAUAUGUGAACUUAAUUAGUUAUUAAUUUAGAAUUUGUAGAUAGUGACGGCCUAGCUAAUGUAAAUCGUUUUCUUCCUCUAUGUACUAGUACGUGCUUAGUGUGCUUGACUAGGAAUUUGGAGAUUAAUGUAAUUAUUAUUAUUAUUAUUAUUAACAUUAACAA